CAGAGGCAUCAGGAGGAAACACUCUGCUUCACUUACAGUAACUGUGCUCUCCCUCCUCACCCUAACCCCAUCCUCUUGGACCCGCAAAGUUGCCCUCCUGAGAGCUGAAGACAAGAGACCUGCUGCUGGGAAAAGAAAAGAGGGUAAGGAGAUGUGCAUUGUCCAACCAUCGGACGCUGCUUCUGUGAAGACCAAGUUCUCUGAAGAGAGAGAAGUGGGGGGAAGUCAGUUUUCACAACAGAUGGGAUAAAAGUUAGGACAUCUGUGAGAUCUGUUUAUUGCAUGCCACUGCACCUCAGCUUUGCUCUCCCUCUCUCUCUCUCCCUCUGUUUUAGGUUAAACCUUCUGCAAAAACAGAAGAGCAGAGGUUCUGCGUGGAGACGCCGUUCUUCUCUGACAACUUUUUUUCCCCUGAACUGAACUUUUGAUGUCGUCAUCCAAAUUUUCAAUUUUUUUUUCCUUUUAUUUGAAUGGAUCAAAGUGAGCGCCGCAGAGUGCAGACAUACAUUGAGAGGAAUGUUGAUUUUGAUCUUUGCCACCUGAAAGAAUUCUUUGGAAGAGUAAACCUGGUUGAAGAAUAAAACAUCCUGGACUUGAAUCAAGUCAGGACAUCUCCCGUACUCGCAGGGCGAGGAAGUUGUGAUCGUUUUGCUUUCAUGGGAAAAAGCAGGAGUCCUGCUUCUGCUCCUCACCUGCGAUGAUGAUGAUGGCGAUGGUGAUGAUGAUGGUGAUGAUGGAUUUACCCAGUCAGCACUUGCCAGAGGAGGUCAGCUGAAGACGACGCCACGCAGCUAAGUCUGGAUUAGCCGGCCAAACGAGUUUCAAUGCUCCCCCACGUUCUAAGAUGAAGUUAUGGAAAGGUGCUACUUUUGCCUUCGUGCUCUGCGCUGCAGCCCUGUCCACCGUCCUCAUUAGAAACAUGGCCACCAUCCGACAGAUCAAGCUGAAAACAAAACAUCCCUCAUCAAGACCGUCCUCGUCGUCAGAGUUCCCAUCCACAGCUUCUUCGAAGGAACCCAGCGAGCCGACGGGAGGUCUUCAUCGGAAGAUCCGCUCCACAGGCAACAACGUGAACUUCCUCCUCUCAGACUUCUCUGCCAUGUUCCAGAGCUUCACGGAGGGUGAGCUUCAGCAAAUGCUUGGUACUUUAAUUGAAAGGAAGCGAAAGAGGGACCAUACCUUCGGGGACAACAAGUCCAGAAGGACUAAAAGAGCCCACAAAUCUAAGCCCUGUUCUCUGAGGAGGCUGGAGCUGACUGUGACUGAGCUGGAUCUUGGCCACAAGAGUGACGAGACAGUAAUACUGCAAUACUGCAGCGGCAAAUGUGACGCCCACCGGCAGAACUAUGACCUCGCCAUGGGUAAGAUAUUUGGGAAGAACUCUACGAAGAAAAGUCGCCGGAAGAAAGUCAGCAGCAUGCCCUGCUGCCGCCCGACCGCACUCGAGGGCAUUUCGUUCUUCGUAGAACACAACGGGUUUCACACGUUACGUAAUAUCUCUGCAAAGAAAUGUGGGUGUGUAUGACCCAAAUGAAUGGACUUCAAACUUCGUCACGCUGCUCCAAGCUUCUGUCUGAGGGGUCAAACAUGGACAUUGUUAAAAGACGAGCAAUGGAUUAUAAUGUCCACGAGAAGAGGAGGAAACAGGAACCUCCUGGGACACACGGACUUUAACGUUUGGGCGUCUGUCACCGUCAGCUGGAGGCAAAUCACAGAAACAUUUCUGUGUUUGGAUUCCACGUGAAAUGGAAAAGAAAAUGAAAAUUGCUCCAAUGACAACAAAGUUUUUAUCUUUUCUAUCUGUGUAGUAACACUGUAAAUGAUGGCGUAACAACAAUUUAGCAGCAUAUUGUUUGUGUGGUUUUUGGUAGCUGUACGCAACAAUGAGCCAGGGUGGACCAGAUCAUCGCCGUUACCGCACCUCAUCCAAUCUUUUCUCCAAAUCCCAUGGUUUACCAAGUCAUCGCGACGAAAAUGGCAAACGAGUCAAAUUAACUUCAAAUAUGAAAUGUGCCCAGGAAGCAUGUUGAGUUUAAAAUUUGGAAAAUGUUGCUUCUUCUGGGUAUUUUUAUGUCAUGUUUACCUGCUUAUAUGCAUUAAUAUUAUUUAUUUUUGACUCCAAUAUUAUUAGAAACAUAAAAGAAGAGCAGAAGUGUUGAUAGGCAUACAUGUCAACUCAUACAGAUGGUCUGUAAAUUACGUAGAUUUUCCCUCAUUUUGCUAGCCUGCCCAUUGCCUUCCUAGGCAGCUCCGCUCGACUCUAAUCUCCCUUCUCUGCUCUGUCUUGGAUUUCUCCCAUAGAGAUUUCUCCAGUAGAAUUUCAACGGGGCCAAUCAGCGGACAGAAGAAGUUGUGAAUGAUGAUGAUUUUUCUGUGCUGUUUUAGUCUGCCUGUAGUUUAGCAAUGGCAGCGGAGGAAGUGAAUGAAGCCAUACCUUGCAGCCCUCAUUUAGCCAUCUCGUUCCUCUCGGUACUUCUCUCUUCACAGUGGGGGAUGGUUGUUUACAGAGCACGCAAUUUCUGGUUAACUUCUUAGCUUAGCUUCCAUCACGGUCAAGUUGGCGCACUACAUACGUCACGGCCUAACAUAUUUGGGUAAAAUCAGAUCCAUCCGUUUCAAACUUCAGCAGAUUCCAUGCCUUCAGCUGAGAGUCCAGACCCUCUGUCUGAACAAAGCAUAGAACAAGAGGCUCGUUUUUACCAGGCUACCAUUUUGCAGGUUUAUGGACGUCUGGAGAAACCUCAUUGAUUUUUUUGUUUCAAAUCUCAUAGAUUUUUUUCAAAAACUCAGCUUCACAUGGUCUCUGAGCCUGUAGGAUGAAAAUAAACAAAUAAAUUUAACUACCUCCCGACCGCUCUGCAGCAACAGUGUCAUGUCACAAAAUCAAAGCUUGAGUCAAGUCUCUGACUUCAUCCAGCUUCUACUAUGUCAGAGUACUAUGGAUAUUUUGUCAAAAUGACAGAUUUUUGGAGGUCAGUAGAGGUAAACAUCCUAAGGGGUUGACAUGUAUGCUUCAGGUAAAACACCCGUCUUAAAUAACUGCAUUGCAUUGAUUAUUUUUUGAGUAAUUUAUAAGAUUAAGAGAAAAUGUCCCCAUAUAUUUUCCAUGCAACACUCUCUUCUUCCUUUUUUUUGUACCUUCCUUAAAUAACUCCAGCUUAUAAUCACCCCCAUCUGGAAUUAUUUUUCCUCCAGAAUUUGCCAAAAACACACCAGAUCAAGUCAACAGGCGACGAUUUUACAAAGUCCCCAUCAUAAACAUCACUCGUCUCGCAUUCCAGGUGCUUCUCUGAGUGUAAUUUGUGAAAGUUUAUUCUCACGUCGGGUUUUCAGCUGAUUGCAAAACGGAGUGGAGAAGAGAGGAAUGGCUCUGGUGAAAAGUAGUGGCAUGUUUUCUUUUUUUCCCCCUCUGAAGUAGGCGCUUGGAUCCGAGGUUGCGUUUGAACCCAUCUGUAAAAGGUUUUCUUACCCAUAACCCCACAGUGCAGCCUCUCGACUGGCCCCGAACAUGCCUCUGUGUUGUGUUGCCUGGUAGACUUUCAGGAGACUCAUAAGCUGUUGACAUGAAUCAUGAAGCAUCUUUUACACCCUCACUCGUCCUGUUUUUGGUUUGAACUUAACUGUAACUGCCUGACGUCCAGCUAAUUGUACAUAUAUUUGUGUUGUUUUAUUUUUCUUGAGAAGGAAAAGAGGGGUGCGGAUGCAGUGCAUCUUUGUUGUACGUAGUUUAUAUUGUAUUUAUUUGGGAAAUAAAUUAUAGAUUUUCAUAUUUAUUUAGAUUACUACACGUAAACGGGACAGCUUUUUAUCAUCAAGCAACUGUGCCAAAAAAUGUUUUAUCUAACACUCUAUACUGACUGCUGAAUAAAUAUCCUUUCAGAGGUGUGGA
This is a messenger RNA of Austrofundulus limnaeus, 3889 nucleotides long. Its product is annotated as neurturin. NCBI's taxonomy places the organism in Eukaryota, Metazoa, Chordata, Actinopteri, Cyprinodontiformes, Rivulidae. Bases 845 to 1525 code for a protein of 226 amino acids. Gene Ontology annotation, molecular function: growth factor activity; receptor tyrosine kinase binding; glial cell-derived neurotrophic factor receptor binding. The transcript has 3 exons. The record is from RefSeq and is a predicted model, not a curated record.